Colletes gigas is the source of this 2481-nucleotide messenger RNA. RefSeq lists its product as uncharacterized. The record is from RefSeq and is a predicted model, not a curated record. NCBI's taxonomy places the organism in Eukaryota, Metazoa, Arthropoda, Insecta, Hymenoptera, Colletidae. Bases 461 to 2161 code for a protein of 566 amino acids. The transcript has 6 exons.
CACGCAGUGGCGAGGCUCGUUGUCAGUUUGUCACGCAGUGGCGUGCUGUGUGUUUCGAUGUGUACGCUGUUACGAACCCUCUCGUCGCAUUAACGUUCUCUCUUACAGUAAAAUUGAAUUAACGUAGAAAACUUAACGAAUUCCAUGAAUACAACACACAAUUUCGCGUACAAAGAAACUUCUGUUCGUUGAUGUCGGCAUGCACGACGAUACAUUCGUGGAAAAUAAGUGAACAUUGCGAGAAUAACAGGGCUCGCAAAACCGUUUCGCAUCACAGUUAUCGGUCAACGACGUUGUUCUUCAAAGUUUUCGCGGAAUGCACGAGAUCGUGCAGUAUUCUUUCGGUGGUUAUUUCAUUUUCGGAUCGGACGUCUGAAAAGGUUUUUAACUUUUACUCGGGUUUGGAAGAAACGGAUUUCUUUUUGUGAACGAACACGAACAGAUUCUUUGACGAAGAAUCAUGGGUGAUGUUCCGAAAGUGGAAUUCGCUCUUGGCAGCGAAGUGUCACUGGAGCACUUCUUCAAAAGCAGCUUCGCGCGUUCUUUCGUGACCAAUUGCCGUGAUGCGAAGUCGCUGGAUUACGAGCUUCUCGACAACACCAUCGCCGAGGAAACGGAAACCAACGGAAACGCCAACAACAAUUUCUUCUCCCUCGUUAAUUUUGGAAGCGUGACAACAACACCGGACAAUCGUGUUUCCGUUAAGGACAACACGAAACUUUGGAAAACGAACGAGGCGGUCCAAUCUUCCACGGACGUUAAUGAAUUGGAGAAACUUCGAAAACAAUGCAAGUCGCUAAUAGAAGAGAACCGAAGAUUACAGACCGCCCUAACAUCGAAUCAAGUGCCUCACGUACAAGUAAUCGACAGUGUUUUCCUUCAGACGCAGAUUGAAACUUUGCAAUGGCAGCUAAAACAGAUAGAGGCGAACAGGCACAUGUAUCGUUCCUUGAUGGAACAAGUGGUGCGUUUCUUGGAUCGAGCCCGUAAAAGCUUGGAUAUUCUUCACGACAAGAAUAAUCUUAAGGACAAAGGUUCGACUGGACGUGUUCCUCGUAGUCGAAGCGUGCACGCUGUACACGCGGACUCGUCGCCACACCGUGUCAUCUCGGCGUCGUCAUCCUCCUCCUCGGAUUCCUCUCGUUUCACGAGGGCGAAAUCCAUCACGCAAAUCUCGCCGUGCAACACCGGCUUUCGCGAGUUCACUUGGUCCGUUCUGCGUAGGAACGAUCCUGUGCACUGUACGCCGCCGCGUAACAAAACACAGGAUCUCAAUAAGACGUACGAAGGUGUUUACAGAAAACCAAAACAAGUGGAGCUGGAUCUGAACGACGUGCCGCCGGAGAAACUGUCCCAGGAAGCGUUUAGUUUAAUGAGAACCGUUCAGUCAUUGUUAGCGAUGAGGGAGCCCGAUCUGGCCAGAAUCUCGUCGAUCGAAAAUAACAACUCCUCUCCUUCGCCGGAGGAUCACCAUCGUCACAACAACCAUCAUAACGAGAUGUCGAUCUCGUUACAGAACAAUAGUUUUGUAAACUCUACCACCUUGCAGGAGACUACUAGUUACACCAGACGUCCCAGCAGCGACCGCGGGAACGAAUCAAGUAGUACGGACAAUGAUAGCAGUACCUGUUUCUUGAAAUCGUUGAAUGUCGUCGAGGUUGAUCGAAAUUUGCAAAAUCUUCUUCCGGGUGUUAGGAGAUCGAUCGAUGCGACCUCGCUGAAUUCGGGAAGCAGUAAAACUACCGAGGAAGAGGACGGUCUUCCGACAAAUAAUUUUUUAAAUGUUUCAUUGCGAGAGCUUGACGGUAUGUUCAUGUUCACGCCAACUUCUACGCCAAAUAAGUGCACCAGGAAAAUUGAGAAAAAGACUAAGGAAAGAUCAUCGAAAUCGAAACCAGCAGCCAGUGUCAGCAGCGUCGAGGAUGAAAGUGGGUUUUCUUCUAUGUGUUCGUUUCAAGAGAUUGGUUUACCUAGUGCUCUGCCAAUUUCACCUAUCAGAGGUUGUCACACAGAAGUUGGCCUACCCGAAGUACCUUUAGAGAAAGCAAGACAUCGCAGAUGGUCUUCGACCCCAGCUGAAAUUCAAGCUCUCUUCAAACAGCAUCGAAACAGCUUCUCCACUUCUCAGACUACGUCUGAGUCUCUCAGCGUUUGGGUUUAAGUGGUUAUGCGACUGUGUAAACUGAUUUGAAAAGAAAAGUAGGUCUGGAGAAUGUAUCCGAUGAAACUUAAAGAAUGAAUUGACUGAAUGAUGAACGCACUCGAGAACUCGUAUAAUGCAAUUUUUUUUGUACAUAUUUCAUUCAAAUUACUACGCAUUAAUUUUGCAUUUUGCUUUCUGUGAAAAAUAUUUAGAGAAAGAGUUAACGUAACCGAUGCAUGAUUUAUCUUAAAAGAUUUGCUUUCGUGCUCCUACAGGAAUUUUAUUAACGGUAAAGGUUAAUAAAUUUGUUCAAAACCUUAUUAGGAAAGUGAUAUAUA